GUUAGUAGUGGCCAUAGUUGACAGGGUCUUAUCAUGUGGUCCUUAGGAAGUCAGUCAGUCGGUUAGUGUGUCCGGGGAGGGCUACGUGGUGAGGAGUGGGACCCUUGUCAUGCACCAACACCACGAUGGACGACUACCCGAUGUAUGGGUUGCUGGUUGGGUUCUCCCUCUGGGGGACCCUCUGGCGUCUCCUCUUUCCUCUGGGAUUUUGGCAUACCUUUGCGYRUAAAGUAGGGCCCACUCGAGGUGGUACCGCCACCYGACCAUACACGAAGGAGGAGGAGGAGAAGAUGGCCGCCAUCCUGCRGGAGAGGAAGGAGAAGAAGGAGGCCAAGAAGAAGGCCUUGAAAGAAGAACAGGCGGCCAAACUGAAGAAGAUGGAGGAAGARAUGGCCCKGGAGAAGGAGAGGCUGAUAAAGGAAGAAGAGGAGAAGCUGAARGAGGUGGAUGAAGAGGAGGAGGGACCGCCACUKCAAAGGAGUGGGCAGCAYAGCGGCCGCARYASUGAUGAGAUGGAAAARAAGAUUUYGRAGUGGGUCGCCAACUUAUCCCUGGGUGAGGAGGAAGAGGUUGCUAUGUACAUCCCCAAGGAURAGCAAGAAGCYGCCAUGAAGAAAUGGGAAGYAGARGAAGWUGUUSUGACSCGGCGRGCGAUGGAGGAUGAACAAAGGAUGGAGUGGAAACUCGCAGUGAUGAGGGAGAAGAAGAGAAGAGUGGAGGCGACGAAUGYGGCAAUGCAGGAMCUGGAGGAGGUGAGGGCUGCCGUAACAACACAAUUGAUUCCGCAAAUGGAUCUCCAACGUAAAGUGGAGAUCRYCGCCCAGAGCGUUGAGCGGUUAGCUAAAGUGCAAGAAAGGCACUUUGAGUUUAGUCGCAGCCAGGAGAUAUCUGUACGCUYGAUGCGAACGGGCUUACGARACUUUGCUCGCGAGUUAGUAGGCGYWGUGGGGUCCGAGGUGACUCACCGCCUCGAGAAGACUGAGCRYUUUUGUGYCGGCRCCAUUGAGGGCGUCAAGGUAGCCGCUCCCAAGGAGGAGGAGGCUCGUCCUCGCAGGGAGCCGGUCAAAGUCAAAUUCCCUGAUUCCUAAAGUGGGAAAAGGGAAGAGAACUUUGACAAUUGGGAGGCCAAURUUAAGACUUAUGUGCAUCUGCAACAGGU
Chara braunii is the source of this 1159-nucleotide messenger RNA. Lineage: Eukaryota; Viridiplantae; Streptophyta; Charophyceae; Charales; Characeae. The record is from the annotation of a GenBank genome assembly.